Messenger RNA from Ilex paraguariensis (yerba mate), 1016 nucleotides. NCBI's taxonomy places the organism in Eukaryota, Viridiplantae, Streptophyta, Magnoliopsida, Aquifoliales, Aquifoliaceae. The record is from the annotation of a GenBank genome assembly.
ACCCACAUAUAAUAUAUAACCAAUCAGGCCCAAUACACGGCCCUAUCUCUUCGGACAUUCACGCGCCACCCACCAUGGCCUCCCCAAAACAAACACCCACCGACCCACCACCCAUCUACUACCACCCUCUCCCUCCAGAAGACCAACCCCAGAACUACAUCAUCAUAUUGCCCCACCAUCCUUCCACCCGUAGUCGUCGCCGCCUAUGGCGUCGUAUCCUCCUCUGGACCACCUCUCUCCUCAUCGCCGCCGCUGCUGUUUACCUCCUCUGGCCCUCCGACCCGGAGCUAUCCAUCGUCCGCCUCAGCCUCGACCGCCUCAAAAUCCGAGUCCUCCCUUCUCCUUCUCUGGACAUAACACUAGACCUCGUCGUGAAAAUUCGGAACAGAGACUUUUAUUCUAUUGAUUACGAAUCUGUAAUUGUUGGCAUUGGGUACAGGGGAAAACAGCUAGGGGUCGCGACGUCUGCUCAUGGCCAUGUCAGAGCAAGAGCAUCGUCGUAUAUCAACGCUACUCUUGUGCUUGACGGCGUUGAGGUUCUUUCUGAUGCGAUUCUUUUGCUGGAAGAUUUAGUUAAAGGUGUGAUUCCGUUUGAUACGGUUUCCAUGAUCCGGGGGCGGAUAGGAUUGUUCUUCUUUGAAAUUCCUAUUGAGGCAAAAGUGUCAUGCGAAGUCGAAGUAAAUACAGACAACCAAACAGUUGUCCGUCAAAACUGUUACCCUGAGUGAUGAAUGUUUCAAUACAUGGGCGAAGGAGCUGCGCUAGAGGGGUGAAGCUUGCAUCGGGACCUAUGUACCUUUUAUAUAGAUUUACGUGGGUGUGUGAAUCUGGAACUCGUUAUACUGCUUAUGUAAAUAUGUCAUCAGAUCAUGGCAGUGGGAAAAUAUUAGGUCAAUGUAAUUUAUGACAGGUAUAUUUUUUCCUUAUAAGAGAUCAAUGGCAUCACACCAUAAUGCUAAUCCCUGGCAUGGCAGGUAAAUACACUUACUCCUUGUAUUGGUUCCUAACCGUUGUUG